Messenger RNA from Arabis nemorensis, 645 nucleotides. The record is from the annotation of a GenBank genome assembly. NCBI's taxonomy places the organism in Eukaryota, Viridiplantae, Streptophyta, Magnoliopsida, Brassicales, Brassicaceae.
AUGGAGAGAAGGCAAGCGAAGAUCCAUGUCUUUGUGUUGAUCGGUCUGAUACUAUUGAGUUCGAUCGAGCGAAUCUCGUCGCUCUCGGUGACCGUGAACGAAGACGAAUGUGUCCAAGAGUAUGUCCUUUACGAAGGCGAUACUGUCUCCGGUAACUUCGUCGUCGUCGACCACGAUAUCUUCUGGGGAUCAGAUCAUCCCGGUUUGGAUUUCACGGUGACGUCUCCUGCUGGGAAUAUUGUACAAACAUUGAAGGGAACAUCUGGAGAUAAGUUUGAGUUUAAGGCACCAAGAAGUGGAAUGUACAAAUUUUGUUUCCACAAUCCUUAUUCUACUCCUGAAACUGUCUCCUUUUACAUUCAUGUUGGUCAUAUCCCCAAUGAGCAUGACUUAGCUAAAGACGAACAUUUGGACCCGGUUAAUGUUAAGAUAGCUGAGCUGAGAGAGGCUUUGGAAUCUGUUGUUGCUGAGCAGAAGUAUUUGAAAGCACGUGAUACCCGUCACCGUCAUACUAACGAGAGCACGAGAAAGCGAGUGAUAUUCUACACAGUAGGAGAGUACAUUUUCCUUGCAGCGGCAAGUGGGCUUCAGGUUCUCUACAUCCGUAAGCUCUUCAGCAAGUCGGUUGCAUACAACAGAGUUUGA